Molecule: messenger RNA, 662 nt
Organism: Rhagoletis zephyria (snowberry fruit fly)
Lineage: Eukaryota; Metazoa; Arthropoda; Insecta; Diptera; Tephritidae
Gene: VhaM9.7-a
Product: Vacuolar H[+] ATPase M9.7 subunit a
Biological process (GO): proton transmembrane transport
Cellular component (GO): proton-transporting V-type ATPase, V0 domain; plasma membrane proton-transporting V-type ATPase complex
Molecular function (GO): proton-transporting ATPase activity, rotational mechanism
Source: RefSeq, a predicted model, not a curated record
GGCAGCAUUGGUGAAAUGACAGUACGAAAUGUCAUGCAUUGUGUAUUGAUUUUUAUUCAUAGCUUCCUUUGUGAUUCAAUUAAAUCGUGAAAAAAUAAUUUAUCGAAGCAAUGGGCGCAGCAUUCUUUCCGGUACUGUUCUUCACUGCCUUAUGGGCAUGUGUUGGCAUUGGUGUUCCUAUGAUGACUCCGAAGGGCCCUCAUCAAAGCCUCUUCCGUUGUAUUAUGAUGCUAACUGCAGCGACUUGCUGGCUUUUCUGGCUAUGUUGUUACAUGGCACAAAUGAAUCCUUUGCUAGGACCAAAAUUAAACCAAAAUGCUAUUUAUAUGAUAGCAAAGGAGUGGGGAAAUGAGCUAAAGGACGGCUAAAGUUAUGGUUUAAAAGGUUUGCAGAUAAUGUAAGCUGAAGGACAGCUUGAUCGGUGUGAGCUGCUCAACGCAAUUGGUGGAGCGAUAAAAACGUAUAUAUGUUUAAUGAAAAUAUGUAGUGAAACAUUUUUAUUUUAGUUUAUAAACAAUGCAUUUUCAUCUUAUAAAUUAUGCAAAUGUAAAUAAUUUGCUUAAGGGUGGGCCCCAAGAAUGCAUUAUAAGAUUUUGCUGACCCUUAAAAAAUGAAGUGUAAUUUAAUUUCAAUUAAUAUAAUAAACAAAAUGUUAAGCUCCG